Rosa chinensis is the source of this 2723-nucleotide messenger RNA. RefSeq names its product probable boron transporter 6. The record is from RefSeq and is a predicted model, not a curated record. NCBI's taxonomy places the organism in Eukaryota, Viridiplantae, Streptophyta, Magnoliopsida, Rosales, Rosaceae. Gene Ontology annotation, cellular component: plasma membrane. Bases 258 to 2237 code for a protein of 659 amino acids. The transcript has 12 exons. Gene Ontology annotation, molecular function: solute:inorganic anion antiporter activity. Gene Ontology annotation, biological process: transmembrane transport; monoatomic ion homeostasis; monoatomic anion transport.
AAAACCAAACAUUUUGAGAAGGAAGCCAGCCAGAUACAGAGAGUCGGAUACACAUUGCUAAUAAAAGAAAAUUUAAGGAGAGAGGGACAGGGAAGGGAGGCCUUUGUCCCUGCACCCUCUGGUUUAGAGUGUCUGAGACCUCCGGCGACCCUCCCCCGGCCGGAAAUAUACUCUCUCUCUCUCCCUUCUUCAUCCGCCGCCGCCGGUCACAUCCCACAUUCUUCAUUAUCAACCAAACCAACUCUCUGCAUUAAGGAAUGGACAGCAUCAAAAGUCCAUUCAAGGGUAUAGUCAAUGAUUUUAAAGGAAGAACAGCAUGCUAUAGACAGGACUGGAUUGGUGGACUUUGUUCUGGCGUUAGGAUAUUAGCUCCAACCUUCUAUAUUUUCUUUGCUUCUGCGCUUCCGGUGAUCGCCUUUGGGGAGCAAUUGAGUAGAGAUACAGAUGGAAGAUUGAGCACAGUGGAGACAUUAGCUUCUACAGCAAUAUGUGGUACCAUCCAAUCAUUAUUCGGCGGACAGCCUUUGCUGGUUUUAGGAGUUGCUGAACCAACCGUUAUUAUGUACAAUUAUAUGUACACUUUCAGCAAAAAAAGGCCGGAGUUGGGGACCAAGCUAUUUCUAGCUUGGACUGGUUGGGUUUGUGUCUGGACAUCACUGUUGCUGAUUCUUCUUGCAAUUUUCAAUGCAUGUAACAUCAUAUCCAGAUUUACGAGGAUUGCAGGAGAGCUUUUCGGCAUGUUGAUUUCAGUGCUCUUCAUCCAAGAGGCCAUCAAGGGAGUAAUCUCUGAAUUUAGUAUUCCACAAGCUGAGAGUCCAGAUAAGGAGGAGUUCCUAUUUGAAUGGCUCUACGCCAAUGGGUUGCUCGCAGUUAUUUUCUGUUUUGGUUUGCUUUUGACUGCCCUUAAGAGCAGAAAAGCAAGAUCAUGGUGGUAUGGCACAGGCUGGCUGAGAAGCUUUACCGCCGACUAUGGGGUUCCCCUUAUGGUCUUAACAUGGACAGCAAUGUCUUAUGCUUUACCCAGUGAAGUUCCACAUGCAGUUCCUAGGCGGCUCGUCUGUCCAUUUCCAUGGGACAAAGAAUCACUGUACCACUGGACAGUCAUAAUGGACAUGGGGAAGGUCCCAAUCGUUUACAUCUUUGCUGCCUUUAUACCAGCCAUUAUGAUAGCAGGUCUAUACUUUUUCGACCACAGUGUAGCUUCACAGCUGGCACAACAGAAGGAGUUUAAUCUUCAAAAACCAUCUGCAUACCAUUAUGACUUGUUACUGCUGGGAAUAAUGACAUUGAUUUGUGGGUUGCUUGGACUUCCGCCAUCAAAUGGGGUCCUUCCACAGUCCCCCAUGCACACUAAGAGUCUUGCUACACUAAGGAGGCAGGUGAUCCGAAAGAAGAUGGUGAAGAGUGCCAAGGAUUGCAUGAAAGAAAAUGCAAGCAACUCUGAGAUUUAUGGAAGGAUGGAGGCUGUGUUUAUAGAAAUGGAAGGCGGCUCUCCUCCAAAUCCCAAGGAGUUGGCAAACUUGAAGGAGGCUGUGAUGAAAGCUGAUAAUGGGGGAGAUUUGAAGGGAAAAUUUGAUCCUGACAAACACAUUGAUGCUCAUUUGCCUGUUCGGGUCAAUGAGCAAAGAGUGAGCAACCUCUUGCAGUCGCUUCUUGUGGGAGUCUCAAUAUUGGGAAUAGCCGCAAUCAAAAUGAUACCUACCUCAGUUUUGUGGGGAUACUUUGCCUAUAUGGCAAUUGAUAGUCUCCCAGGUAGUCAGUUCUUUGAGAGGAUUUUGCUGCUCUUCAUCAGCCCUAGUCGCCGUUACAAGGUCUUGGAAGGUUCUCAUGCUUCAUUCGUGGAGUUAGUACCAUACAAGUACAUUGUUGGGUUUACGCUCUUCCAAGUGGUUUACUUUUUGAUGUGUUUCGGGGUGACAUGGAUACCUAUAGCCGGAAUAUUGUUCCCAUUGCCAUUCUUCCUUCUUAUCAGCAUAAGGCAACAUGUGCUACCCAGGUUCUUUCACCCUGCCCAUCUUCAAGAACUUGAUUCUUGUGAGUGGGAAGAAUGUCCUGGUGCUCCACAAGAAAAACCACAUGAAGCUGGCGGUGACGAGGAGGGUACAGAAUCGUUCUUUGAUGCUGAGAUAUUGGAUGAGAUGACAACCAGCAGAGGCGAGUUGAAGCUUAGGACCAGCUUCAGUAGUACUGAAGACAGGUUUUCUCAGGUGCAUCCCGACGAUGCUCCCCGAAUAUGACAAGACAGUGGAUUCUGAUUAGAAAUUAAGAAAAUAGAUUGAUUGAUUGAGCUUCUGUUUUGUGCCUUGUGAUGAGACGAUGAUGAUCAGUAUGCUCCUCAUCCGAGGAUUGCUGACAAAUGCGUCUGUCUGUCUGUUGUGCCACUCAAUUAUAGCAGAAGAUAUUAACAAAAUACAGAAAAGGGAAGGAUAGGAAGGUCUAGUUUGAAAGACAAAGUUAUAAAGAAAAGCACAAGUGGAAGGUCGACAUUGAUUUUUCAAGCAAAAUUAGAACAAGGAUGGGGUAGUGAACAGAGGGAUACAAGGUUAAAUGGAAGUGUAAGGGGAUUCAGGAAUACUGUACUUAUAUGCAAAAUUGAACAAAGGGUGUAAAUCCUUUUUUGAUAAGAACCAAGUGGUUUAUUAGAAUUUCACUUUAGUUGGUUCAAUGUACUUACAAAAGUUAGUGGCUAAAUCACAAUUAGAUUAGAUCCCAGCAUUCAUUUA